This is a messenger RNA of Carcharodon carcharias (great white shark), 600 nucleotides long. RefSeq names its product rap guanine nucleotide exchange factor 4-like. The record is from RefSeq and is a predicted model, not a curated record. The transcript has 5 exons. Gene Ontology annotation, molecular function: guanyl-nucleotide exchange factor activity. Gene Ontology annotation, biological process: Ras protein signal transduction; positive regulation of GTPase activity. Gene Ontology annotation, cellular component: plasma membrane. Bases 91 to 600 code for a protein of 169 amino acids. NCBI's taxonomy places the organism in Eukaryota, Metazoa, Chordata, Chondrichthyes, Lamniformes, Lamnidae.
GAUAAUGCUGUGAACACCCAGCGGUUAAGGGCAAGCAGUGAAAUUGUCUAUCAGAUACACCGCGCGGACCAUUCCCAGAUUCAGUUGCUGAUGCCCGUGGACACAUCUGUGCAGGACCUGAUCUCUAUCCUGGAGGAGGAUUGUGUGGACCAAGGGGGACACGUUAUGGUGCAGCUGAGCUCAGCUGGGGACAUGGUGGAACUGAGGCCAAAUGAUCGAUGUGUUUAUACAUCAAUGGGGCUGAACGAUCGUCUCUACUUCUGUACCAGAGAACAGAGAGAAACACUGGCUCCACACCCAGAGCAGCAGCAGCCAAGCUCAGGUACCCACACAACCCUAGAGGUCUUCAGCUCCAAGGAACUGGCCAAUCACCUGACCGAGUAUGACUGGGAGCUCUUCAACUGUGUCCAUGAGGUGGAGUUGAUCCGCUACAUCUUCGGGGAGCGAGCGCCUGCUGGUGGAACCACGGCCAAUCUGGAGAGGUACCUGCAGAGGUUCAACACCAUCCAGUACUGGACAGCCACUGAGAUCUGCCUGUGCCUUGACCUGGGGAAGAGAACCCUGCUGCUCAAGAAGUUCAUCAAAAUGGCAGCCUGGUGA